AUGUUAUGCAUUGACAGCAUCCCAUCAGAUUUCAUCAACUUGUUCAAUGCCAUAUCCACACACGGUCUGCUCGCAGCCUAUCUUACGCACGGUGACCCAAAAGCCUUGAAUAAACACAAUCUCUGGAAAGCCACAUGGCCAACCCUUGCAGACUUUGAGGAAGGAAUGCCCAUUCUCUGGCCUCAAGAGCUUGGGGGUUCAGGUCUGAAGACUCCAAUCUCUACAUCCAGCGGAACUUCUUCUGCUACUGAAUCAGCCGUCUUACUACCACCAUCAAUUUCCGGAUCAUGGAAUACAAUUCGCAAAAAGCCACUCACAACAGAAUACGAAACAGAACAUCAGAAUCUACUUACUCAACAAGAGGCGCGAUUACGGGAUGCAUGGCGAAACGUCAUUACCGUCUUCCCAGACACAGAUUGGGAGACGUUCUCGUAUCAUUGGUUGAUUGUUAAUACGAGGAGUUUCUAUUAUCUGAUGCCUGGGCAAGAGCGGCCAGAAGACAAGAAUGAUGCAAUGGCUAUGGUGCCGUUUGCGGAUUAUUUUAAUCAUACUGAUGAUGCGGAAUGUGAGGUACACUUUGAUGGGAAGAGUUAUACUUUUCGGGCGACGAGAUUAUAUAAAAAGGGGGAGGAGAUAUACAUGAGCUACGGCCCACAUCCAAAUGACUUUCUCUUUGUUGAAUAUGGAUUCUACCUCGAAACCAAUGAAUUCGAUGCCCUGUUCCUGGACGAUAUAAUAUUCAAAGACUUGACCGUCGCCGAAAAGGAAGAACUAAUAGAACAACGAUAUUACGGGAAUUACCAACUCACACUCGACUCCGGGCCCUGUUUCCGGACGGAAGUUGCAGCGAGUAUGAAAUGCAUGUCGCGGCGUAAUUGGCGAAAUUACAUCCAGGGCCGCGGCGCACCACCGAAUACUGUGAAGGUUAAUGCUAUUAUCAGGGAUUGGAUUGAGACAUAUCUCAAAGAAGCUAAUGUGAUAAUGGAAAAAUUGGAGGAAAUGCUCUCCAAAGAAAAAGAUGGACUUGCGCAGGGGAAGAUCAGGAUGUUAAUAGGACGGUGGGAGCAGAUCAAAAGGCAAUGUAAUGGUGUGAUUUCGAAGCUUGAGUGA
Talaromyces amestolkiae is the source of this 1110-nucleotide messenger RNA. RefSeq lists its product as uncharacterized. Gene Ontology annotation, molecular function: protein binding; protein-lysine N-methyltransferase activity. Gene Ontology annotation, biological process: peptidyl-lysine monomethylation. The record is from RefSeq and is a predicted model, not a curated record. The coding region runs from base 1 to 1110 and encodes 369 amino acids. Lineage: Eukaryota; Fungi; Ascomycota; Eurotiomycetes; Eurotiales; Trichocomaceae. The transcript is spliced from 5 exons.